ACGUUAAUUCUCUCAAAGAAUCCCAAAAUCCUGGCCAAUCAGGGCAAAGCUAACAGAUUGAAAGAGCAGAAGACAGUUGUCUCUUUCUAUGUCAACAAAUAUUUUCCCGCUCUCUUGGCGGCCUCGGCGCUCUUGUGACUAUUUUAUUAUUAUUCUUCUGAAUUUAGAGUGGUUAUUGAAUAACGUUGAGUUAAUUAUUGUAAUUCGUAAAAACACAAAUUGUGACAUUUACUUACCAAACGAUUGGACAAAGCAAUUUUGAUUGCUGAAUUUCAAGAGAACCACAUCAAACAUGGACCAGCAAAAGUGAGUUCGAACUUUUAUAUAUUUUUUUUGCUUAUGUUUUAUUUGUUUUUAUGUUUUUAGUUUGUCACCUAUGUGGAAAACAAUUGGUAUACCAAACAAUUUUCCAGUGUGUCGAAUAAAAAUCGGCACCUGAAAAAAAUGCAUAGCCAAGCACUUGGGGGAAAAAAACAAAGCAUGUUAAAUGCCCACUUUGCUCUGAUAUGGAUAAAAUAUCAUUUGGAUCCCACGAAAAUUUGAUAGAUCAUUUGGAGCAGAUGCAUUCUUUGGUAAUCCAACAGUCUAGCCAUCAUUUUGCAAACAAGAAAGAUUUUGAGGCUUGGAGAUCUCUUUCCAACAGGAAUGUAGAUUACAUUUUAGAACGAGCAGUUAAAAUUGAUUCUGCUGAAGAAUAUAUUUAUUGUAACUGCAAUCGUAGUAAUACUAUAGGAUAUUUGAGUCCGUGUAGCCAACGAAAUAUGAAGAAGGGAGGCAGCAUUAAGAUAUCUGGAUUAUGUCCAUCAAGAAUUUCUGUUAAAAUUAACAGUUCUGGUAACAUUUUUAUAGCAUCACAUUACAUUCGUUCAUUCAUUUUAUUUCAGGAGUGGCGGUCAAAUAUAUCGAGACACAUGUUGGUCAUAAUGAUGAACUUCAAUCUAAACGUCUCUCCAAUACUCAGCAGGAAAUGCUUGCAAACAAACUUGUUGCCGGAGGAAUGAGUUCUUGAAGAUGCAAGUUUCAUGAAUGAAGGAAAAUUAGAGAGAAUGAAUAUUUUAACAAAAGGAGAUCUCUCAUAUAUCAUUCGAUAAUUUAACAUAAACAAACAGCGAAAUGCAGAUGAUAUGACAGCAACAGCCUUAAAAGUGGAAGAAUUGAACAGUCAAGAUGAAAACACUGUUUUCUUAUUCAAGCAGAUAGGUAAUAAUCAUAUUUUUAUCAGGAGAAAGUCACCCUCAGCCACAAAUUGAAGAUUUUGCUAUAGCUUUCAUGAACAAGUCUAUGGAAAGAGAGUCGAGGGAAUUCCCAAAAAUUAUUUGUAUUGAUGGCAUUCAUGGAACCAACAUGAGGAAUUAUCAAUUGACUAUUGUUUUAGUGAAAAAUGAGAACAAUGUUGGGUUCGCUGUAUCCUUUUUGAUUUCUAAUCGUUUGGAUCAGACGAUCCAAAUAUUUCUAGGUCAUUGAGGGAAAGACUUGGAGAAUAUAUUAUCGUCGCCUUGGACGUUAAUGGGUCUCAUCCACUCAAUAUAAAUUUAGAGUAAAACGCAUGAAUUUGUUUUUUUGGGUGAUGGUGAAAUAUAAUUUCAUUCAUGUAGGUCAAUGUGGUUUUAUUUUGAUUUUGAAUUAUCUAACUAUACUAAAGAAAUGUAUAAGAUUGCUUAGUUUAUAUCCAUUCUGAAUACAUUUUGUUUGUUUGUAGUGUUCACUUGUGUUACGCACACAAACUUUCUCCGAGUAAGCUCUGAUUACUCAAAGCGUUCACAAAUGUACGUAUGUCUUCCUCGGAGUAUGCUCUCUGAGCAUGGUCAUACUCUAGUCUUGUAGUAAGUUUGUGAGUGCAACCUUGGAGAAUAGUGCUAUUGUACAUGCACUGUUGCUUCCCAUGGGUUAUACAGAUUUUUGUUUUGUGAAACAAGUAAAUGUUUUCAGUCAAUUGACUCGUACUUCUUGGAUAUUGUAUUGUUCAGUGUAGAAAAUAAAGAAUGAUAACUUUUCAACCUGGAUGUUUCUGUUAUUCCCUAUGUCCUGCCAUUUUCAUUCUCAAGAGCAUCUAUGAAAAAUUUGAGUGAGAAAAUUUGUGUAUCUCUUUUUGUACGCCAAUUCUUAAAAGUUUUUGAUACAGAAAAAAUUUGAAAAAGCAAUUAUGAAGUUACAUUGCCUACGAGUUCUGUAGAAAAAUAUCCCUAGAAAGAUAAUCCUUAUUUUGAAUAGACAUUAAAUUGUCUGAUAACAUUAGUUAUUUUUUUCUACUCAAUUUUGGAUAUGACCA
Coccinella septempunctata (seven-spotted ladybird) is the source of this 2269-nucleotide messenger RNA. RefSeq lists its product as uncharacterized. NCBI's taxonomy places the organism in Eukaryota, Metazoa, Arthropoda, Insecta, Coleoptera, Coccinellidae. The coding region runs from base 507 to 1001 and encodes 164 amino acids. The transcript is spliced from 2 exons. The record is from RefSeq and is a predicted model, not a curated record.